This is a messenger RNA of Adineta steineri, 969 nucleotides long. The record is from the annotation of a GenBank genome assembly. Lineage: Eukaryota; Metazoa; Rotifera; Eurotatoria; Adinetida; Adinetidae.
AUGGGUUCGAGUGAUUCACGUUCACAGUCUCGUUAUAAUAUGACUGCACAAGACGUUAUUAAUGAAUGUGGUGAAAAUAGUAAAGUUAAACAAUCACAUAUUCUCGUUACGGGUGCAACGUCUGGAAUAGGUAUUGAAACCGGUCGAGUAUUAGCACUUGCUGGAGCAAAAGUUUAUCUAAUGGGUAGAAGUGAAAUAAAACUUCAACAAGUUAUUGAAAAUAUAAAUAAAGAAUUACAACAAAAAGCAACAAGUAGUUCUGUACAAGGUGUUUUUUGUGAUUUAAAUAGUUUAACAAGUAUUAAAAAAUGUGCUGAAAAGUUCAUCAGCGAAAAUACACCAUUGAAUAUAUUAAUACUCAAUGCUGGAAUCUUUAAUUAUAAUUUUACUCAAACUAUUGAUGGUCUCGAACAAGUUAUGGGAGUUAACCAUAUUGGUCAUGCUUAUUUAACACAAUUAUUAAUGCCUACUUUAAUCGCUAAUACACCAUCAAGAAUUGUUAUAUUAUCAUCAGAAUUACAUGCAGGUCCACCUUUAAAUUAUCAAGCAUUAGAUCAUAUGAGUAGUACACAAACAAAUGCAAAAAAAGAUUUUGGAAUGAUAAGAAGUUAUCAACAAAGUAAAUUAGCUAAUACGCUAUUUGCUCGUGCACUUACAUCACGUUAUAAAGAUAAACAAAUCACAGCUUAUUCACUUCACCCAGGAGUUAUUGCUACAAAUAUAACUUCAAAAGUACCAUGUGCAAGUUUUUUCACAAAAUUUAUAAAGAAGAAAUCUCUUGAACAAGGAGCAGCUACUACAGUAUUUUGUGCAUUGAAACCAGGACUAGAAAAUGAAAGUGGACGAUUUUUUAAUGAUUCUACUGUUACUGAUCUAGCGGAUAAAUGGACAGAUAAUGAUAUUAAUAUAUUUUGGGAAUGGACAGAAAAGAUUAUUCGACAACGAACAGCUAAUUUGUCAGGCACAUAA